Sodiomyces alkalinus F11 is the source of this 1891-nucleotide messenger RNA. RefSeq names its product seryl-tRNA synthetase. Gene Ontology annotation, cellular component: mitochondrion. Gene Ontology annotation, molecular function: serine-tRNA ligase activity; ATP binding; tRNA binding. Gene Ontology annotation, biological process: mitochondrial seryl-tRNA aminoacylation. Bases 47 to 1552 code for a protein of 501 amino acids. The transcript has a single exon. NCBI's taxonomy places the organism in Eukaryota, Fungi, Ascomycota, Sordariomycetes, Glomerellales, Plectosphaerellaceae. The record is from RefSeq and is a predicted model, not a curated record.
AAGCCGCUCGACGUGCUCGUGUCUUGGGCUUCAAGACAUAACAAGUAUGCCUCUGCAUGCUCGCUGUUGGUCUUUCUCUCGGCUAGCCCUCCUAAGGGCGACCGAGGGAUUUCCACGCACUUGUCGGCGCUCGUUCGCAGACUACAAACGUCCAUCAACAGCUCCUAAGCCGAUGAUCGACAUUAAGCAUAUCCGGGAGAACGCCGACAUGUACGAGGAGAACUGCCGGAGUCGCAACUACAAGACCCAGAGCGAGUACCCGGCUCGCAUCAAACAGCUUUUUUCUCAAUGGCUAGAGCUGCAGAGGAACAACCGCACCCUACGUGAGAGGUCAAACCUCGUGCGUCUGCAUAUCGCGAACCCAGCAUCCACCCACCGAGAUGACACUGUUUUGUUUCUGAGAAAUCUUACUCGAGAUCAGCUGCUAGAAGAGGCUCGGCUGCUCAAAAACCAGCUGGCCGACGUGGAGGAAAAUGAAGGCCGUUUGAUGGACGAGAUGCAGGCACUCGCUUUCUCCAUCCCGAACCUGACCAGCGCCGAAACCCCCGUCGGAAAUGAGCCGACCGUGCUGAGCUACAUCAACGAGCAUCAUUUCGAAAAGGCCACCUCCUCGGACAGGUUAUGGCGGUCCCACGUCCACAUUGGAUCUGAGCUGGGCCUCCUCGACUUUGCCGCAGCGGGCGCCACCUCCGGUUGGGGCUGGUACUACCUCCUCGACGAGGCCGCACAGCUGGAACAAGCCCUCAUCCAGUACGCCCUCACCGUGGCCACCCGGCACGGAUGGCGCCAGGUCUCCCCCCCGUCCUUGGUAUAUUCCCACAUCGCCACAGCGUGCGGCUUCCAGCCUCGCGACCAGAACGACGAGCAGCAGAUCUACACCAUCGCCCGGUCCCCCGAGGACGCCGACCGCGGCAAGCCGGAGCUGUCCCUCGCCGGCACAUCCGAGAUCCCGCUGGCCAGCAUGAAGGCCGACACCACCAUCGACGAGGCCUCCCUCCCCAUGAAGCGCGUCGCCGUAUCGCGGUGCUAUCGCGCCGAAGCCGGCGCGCGCGGCGCGAGCACCAAGGGCCUCUAUCGCGUGCACGAAUUCACCAAGGUGGAGCUUUUCGCCUGGACGCCGCCGGACCAGGACGAGGCGGUCGACGUCUUCAACGAGAUGAUCGACAUGCAGACCGAAAUCCUGGAAUCCCUGGACCUCGCCUGCCGCGUCCUGGAGAUGCCCAGCACCGACCUCGGUGCGUCCGCCACCCGGAAAUGCGACAUUGAAGCCUUCUUCCCGUCGCGGCAGGACCAGGAUGGUGGCUGGGGCGAGGUCACCUCGGCCAGCAUUUGUACCGAUUACCAGACACGGCGACUGGCGACCCGGCUUAAGACGAAAGACCGGCUUACCUACCCCUGGACCGUCAACGGGACUGCGCUCGCUGUUCCUCGGGUACUAGCUGCCGUACUGGAGAACGGGUGGGACGAAGAGGAGAUGACUGUGCGCAUCCCAGAGUGUCUACGGCCUUGGAUGGAUGGUCGGGACAAGAUUGGACCGAAGAGGAGAACGUAGGAAUCAUUCCCCGGGAACACCCACGGCAAAAAGCCGAGCCCCGCGGGAGUUUGCAUCUCUUCGCCAGUUACCGAGGGGCUUUUCUCUCUGCAACCUGUAUCUGUAUUCUGCAGCACACUGUACUAUAUAUUUGGGCCUAUUCGUUCUGAAUCGGGGGCAAGUGGGCAUGAGCAAGUUGGCCGUUUUGUAUGGUUAUGGUUGAUAUCAUGUCGUUGGAAUACUUGAACCUGUACGUCUCGCGCAGGCAUUCUUAGAUUGUCUUCAUGGACGUGUCCAACUUACUGGUCUUGUCUAGUUGGACAGUAUAAUAGCAGCUAAUGAAUGCAUCGGUCCCGCCAG